Sporothrix schenckii 1099-18 is the source of this 294-nucleotide messenger RNA. RefSeq lists its product as uncharacterized. The transcript has a single exon. Lineage: Eukaryota; Fungi; Ascomycota; Sordariomycetes; Ophiostomatales; Ophiostomataceae. The record is from RefSeq and is a predicted model, not a curated record. The coding region runs from base 1 to 294 and encodes 97 amino acids.
AUGGAAGUUCCAAGACCGAAAAUCGUGAGGAGUGGUCCGUCCGACGACAAGUUGGCGCGGCGCAGCGCAAUGAAGGAAGCAAUCGGAUGCGUUGGCAAGUCAAGUAAGCGCGGCAAGAAAAGCUACUGUGUCGUCGCUGUCGUCGGGCCGCGUGGCUUCGAAAUCGGUUGUGUGGGUGUUGGUUGCGUGUUCGAAGUCGACGUUCGGUUCAGAACGGCAAACAUUGGAUUUAGCUCGCUCACUGUCGCGGGAAAGGCCAGGAAGCUCAGCCAGCGCCUGUUCCUUACGCUAUAG